CAUGCAACACUGCCAUGCAUGUCUCGCGCUGACUGUCGGGAGCCUUCGCUGCUGUGGUAAUGUCCGCCAUGUUUGCCAUGGCGCAGAGAGCGAAUCAACCGAGAGAAAACCGGUAUUAAAUCCAGGAAAAUUUGCUACAAACUGCCAUUCAGCCCAAGAUUCCAAACCUUUGUGCCCUCAUGAGUCCACAUGGGGUGAAAAGUUACGGACUCGGAGUGUUUUGUGACCGAGAUUUCUAAGCGGUUUUACCUGCCCCCUUUCACGUUUUCUGUUAUUGUGAUCGGAGAGAGGGGGAACAAUGAGUAAACUCUCCUUCCGAGCGCGGGCGCUAGACGCCGCUAAACCUCUCCCUCUCUUCCGUGGUAAAGACAUGCCGGAUUUAAAUGACUGCGUCUCUAUCAACCGGGCUGUUCCCCAAAUGCCUACAGGAAUGGAAAAAGAAGAGGAAUCGGAACACCAUUUGCAGCGAGCAAUCUCAGCACAGCAGGUUUACAGAGAAAAGAAGGAGAACAUGGUUAUUCCAGUCCCUGAAGCUGAGAGCAAUGUCACAUACUAUAGUCGACUCUACAAAGGAGAGUUUAAACAACCUAAACAGUUCAUUCACAUUCAACCAUUUAGCCUUGACAAUGAACAGCCAGACUACGACAUGGACUCUGAAGAUGAGACUCUCUUAAACAGACUAAAUAGGAAAAUGGAAAUCAGGCCACUACAGUUUGAAACGAUGAUAGACAGGUUGGAGAAAGCCAGUGCUAAUCAGCUGGUUAAUCUUCAAGAGGCUAAAUUGCUGUUGAAUGAAGAUGAUUAUCUUAUAAAGGCUGUGUAUGACUACUGGGUGAGAAAACGUAAGAACUGCAAAGCACCAUCCCUUAUCCCUCAAAUCAAGCAAGAGAAAAGAGAUGGCUCUACCAACAAUGACCCUUAUGUUGCCUUUAGGAGAAGAACAGAAAAAAUGCAAACACGCAAGAACCGGAAGAAUGAUGAAGCUUCUUAUGAGAAGAUGUUAAAAUUAAGAAGGGAAUUUAGCAGAGCUAUAACCAUUUUGGAAAUGGUAAAGAGGAGAGAGAAGACCAAACGAGAGUUGUUGCAUCUAACUUUGGAGGUUAUAGAGAAGAGGUAUCAUAUGGGUGACUUUGGAGGUGAAAUUCUAAACGAAGUUAAAGUUCACAAACCUGAGAAGCCUGUUUAUAGCACUCCAAUAUCCCUUCAUAAUGGAAACCAUCACAGAGUUCCAGAAUGCAAACCAAAGCACCUUCAUCAUAUGUCUAUUAAAGAAGAGGUUACAGAUACUGUCAGGCAGAAGAAGAAAUACCCAAAGAAACUUAAAUCAGAAGGCAUGCUUUCUCACCAACAGUCUGCAUCUGACAUUGUUCCUACUCUGAAUAAAAGUGACAUCAAACAGUAUGAUUUUCAAAGCUCAGAUGAAGACGAAUUUUUGCAAGUACCAUCCCCUUUGUCGGAGCCUGAAGAAGAAAGUGACCCAGAUGGGCCUUUUGCUUUUAGAAGAAGAGCUGGUUGCCAUUACCUUGCGCCACGUUUGGACCAAGCUGAUGGUUACAUGUGGGAGAACCCUGAAUUAGCAGGAUUAGAUAGGCUUAAACAUAGACACUGCUUGACAACCCUCACAGUACCUCGGAGGUGUAUAGGCUUUGCACGGAGACGUGUUGGACGAGGAGGAAGGUUAUUAAUGGACAGAAUAUCAACAGACAAUGAUCGCAUUCUUUUGAAUCUUGAUCCGGAUGCAUUGAACUUUCCUUCACGCUCUUCUGAUACCACAGACUUUACGCAAAAUUCCACAUGGACCAAAUCUUCCAAUAAAAAUUGCAGGAAUAGACUGUUGCUCUCUGAAAUAUUAAGCAAUAUAAAAUCUUGUCGAUUGCGGUGUUUUCAGCCACGGUCAUUUCAUGUUCAGGAUACAGAUGAGGAUUGUGCCUCGAGAAAAUUAGGACUUGUAAAUACCCGCAGACUACCCACAUCUUCUGUGACACUAUUAAACACCAGCAAAAACGGCGUAUCAGUUACGGGUGGUAUCACAGAAGAACAGUUUCAGACACACCAACAGCAACUUGUUCAGAUGCAAAGGCAACAGCUGGCUCAACUCCAACAAAAGCCACAGUCCACACAUUCCUCUCACCAGCUACAUCCAAAUUCACAGGGAUCAAACACUUCAGACUGCAUGUCAAAGACGCUUGAUUCUGCCAGUGCCCAGUUUGCUGCAUCAGCUGUCGUUAGUGCACCUGCUCCUGGACGUAUAGAAGUAACCAAGGAUAAUGGGCCAGGCCACAGCAGUAACAUAAAUGGUGUUGUUCAGACUUCAGGGACCUCCAAAGCUCUUCAUUCCUUAAACACAACGUUGUCCUCCAGCCCAUCAGUUUCAGCUGUACAGCUCGUAAGGACAGUUGGUCACACUACCACAAAUCACCUUAUCCCUGCAUUGUGCACAAGCAGUCCACAAACUCUUCCUAUGAACAGUUCCUGUCUGACAAAUGCAGUGCACCUCAACAGUGUUGUCUCCCCUGUCAAUGUUCAUCUAAGCACAAGGACUUCAGCCCCAACACCAACUGCCUUAAAGCUUGCCACUGUGGCUACCAGCUUGGACAGGGUGCCAAAGGUGACUUCCAGUAGUGCAGUCAGUGGCUUAGCAAGAGAGACUCAUGAACCAGAAAGAUUGGCAUUAAAUGGAAUUUCAGAAACCACAGUUGCAAUGGAAGUGACGUAGCUUCAGAACAGUGCAUUCUGACCUCUGUAGGCAGAAAAUUGCUAUUCCAGAACGAAUGCAAAACAUUAGCACACUGUGGGUUGUGCACAGGGUGCCAAUUAUGGACCUAAAUGGACAUGGAUCAUAUCUUAUAUUAAAAUGUCAAUAUAUAAAUGUAAAUUUUGUAAAGUUGGAAAGAUCACUACCUUGUAAAAUAGUUUAUUUGUAUCAUCAAUAUUGUUUCUGUUACUUGAAUAGUAGAUACUCAUCAUCAUGCUUUUGCACUUGAAUUUGCAGACAAAUGGAGUUUUAAAAAAAGACAGUUAAUCAGGAUCAUGAGCAUGAAAUGGGAUCCUGCAUCACUUGUUUUAACUAUUUAUUUUGCCAUGUUUACAUUUUGUAUCUUGUACAAAUAAAUCCAACUUUGUGUCUAAAGAAAAAAUGUUAAAAGAUUCGUAGGUAGAAAAUUAAAUUCUUGUAAUUUUUUCUAAAAAGAAAAAAUGUAAAGUUUUCACUCAGUUCAUUUUAUUUCAAAAAUUGAGUAGAUAAGAGUUUUGGUAAAUAGCGACAUUUCACAGUCAGAUAUGAAGUUCAAGGCAAAAUAGUAUUUUCUAUUACUGUGCAGAGGUAAGGUUUGGGUCAGUACAUAAAUUUAAUGUAGUUACUCAGUUUUACAUAUAUUUUGAAUGUAUUCUAUUUAUAAUGCCAGUUUAUACAAAUCAUUACGUGGAAAUAUGACUUGACAGAAGUUAUGCCUUUACCACUUAAAAAUUGUGCAAAUGUGAAUUUCAGAUUCAGUUUUCCUGAUAUUUGCUUAUUUUAAUUAUUUUGAACGUUAUAGUUGCAAAUCAUAUACACAACUGAAGGUUUUUUAUAUUCCAACACCUGUAUUGCUGCAAUAAUUAGUGGAUAUCUAAUUGUUGGACUUUCCCUAAAUUGGUUUGGGGAGGUGGGCUAAUGGAAAAACUGUCUUUUUAUGCUUACAGUGUUUUCCUGUGGCCAAAAAGCAAGUAACAGGCCUGAAAGAUAGUCUGUGUAUAUAUGUGUUUGUAUGUAUAUUGUAUAAAGAUUGUGUGUAUAUGUGUCUGUGUGUG
Protopterus annectens (West African lungfish) is the source of this 3789-nucleotide messenger RNA. It is a transcript of the gene EPC2, whose product is annotated as enhancer of polycomb homolog 2. The transcript has 14 exons. Gene Ontology annotation, biological process: regulation of transcription by RNA polymerase II. The record is from RefSeq and is a predicted model, not a curated record. Gene Ontology annotation, cellular component: piccolo histone acetyltransferase complex. Bases 299 to 2716 code for a protein of 805 amino acids. Lineage: Eukaryota; Metazoa; Chordata; Ceratodontiformes; Protopteridae.